Messenger RNA from Achroia grisella, 4614 nucleotides. RefSeq names its product junctophilin-1. The transcript is spliced from 8 exons. The record is from RefSeq and is a predicted model, not a curated record. Gene Ontology annotation, cellular component: junctional membrane complex; plasma membrane; endoplasmic reticulum membrane. The coding region runs from base 142 to 3150 and encodes 1002 amino acids. NCBI's taxonomy places the organism in Eukaryota, Metazoa, Arthropoda, Insecta, Lepidoptera, Pyralidae.
GUGCUCCUCGCGCAGGACCGGAGUGGUGUUCACUCGGCGGCGCGCCACGGCGCGACAUGCCCAGCUGAUGUUUAUUUAUACCGCGAGCUCGGAGGAGGGUGCGCGCGGAGGGCCCUCCCCGCGGCAUCUCGGUGCCGCGUGAUGCAGCCGAGCGAGCUUGCCGACACCGCGCACGCCGCUAGCGGAAACCCCCCGCAGCGUGGCCUCAACGGUGGCCGUUUCGACUUUGACGAUGGUGGUACAUAUUGUGGUGGUUGGGAGGACGGCAAAGCCCAUGGCCAUGGUGUGUGUACAGGACCGAAAGGACAAGGCGCCUAUGCCGGUUCCUGGCACUUCGGCUUUGAAGUUUCCGGUGUCUACACCUGGCCCAGUGGAAGCUCAUACGAGGGUCAAUGGCAAAACGGCAAGCGUCACGGACUGGGCGUGGAAACACGGGACCGAUGGCUGUACCGGGGCGAGUGGACACAGGGCUACAAAGGCCGGUACGGUGUCCGGCAGAGUACUACAAGCAACGCCAAGUACGAGGGCACAUGGGCCAAUGGACUCCAAGAUGGAUACGGCUCGGAAACUUAUGCGGAUGGCGGAACAUACCAAGGACAAUGGAUGCGAGGACUGCGGCACGGGUACGGUGUUCGCACGUCUGCACCAUUCGGACUCGCGUCGCGCUACCGCGGUGGAGCGCGACAUGGUCACCGUGGCUCGCUGUCGUCGCUCACGGAAGCGGCCGGCACGCCCGACCCCUCCGAGAGGCGGACCACGCGGAUGGACGACGCUAGAGGCGGCUUUGUCCUCAAGGCAAGCUCUGACGAGCCGGGGAGACGAGGUUCUCUUGUUGAGAAGACUAAGAAGGGAUUGCUUUCUAAGUUACGUAAGCAGCGCAGCGCCGGCGAACUGGACAAGCGUGGCACAGGUUCCGUUCGCUCAGGAGGCUCCGGGGGCUCAGGCUCCUCUUGGGUCUCUUCGGUAGAAAGCUCUCACUCUGCUAUGACCCAUGCCUCUCUACAGACAAACUCAAAUGCUAGCUUCGUUGUAGAGGAUGAACAUUUAGAUGAAAGCGUAACGGAAACUUAUAUGGGCGAAUGGAAAAACGAUAAACGUACAGGAUUCGGAGUUAGUGAACGUAGCGACGGACUCCGAUAUGAAGGUGAAUGGCUUGGAAACAGAAAAUAUGGAUACGGUGUAACCACUUUUCGGGAUGGCACGAGGGAAGAAGGCAAAUACAAGAACAAUGUACUCAUCACAAGCCAGAAGCGGAAACACAUGUUCCUUAUGCGAUCCGUUAAGUUCAGAGAACGGGUGGAUUCAGCAGUUAACGCAGCCCAACGUGCAUCAAAAAUAGCAUUACAAAAAGGAGAUAUAGCUAUUUCUAGAACUGCUACGGCCCGAGGUAAAGCUGAACAAGCUGACGAAGCAGCGGACCAAGCAAAAGAUGACUGUGAUAAUGCACAAGCGACUGCAAAACAGUUCGCACCAGAUUUUAAGCACCCUGGCUUUGACCGAAUAGGAUUAAGAGAAAAGUAUAGACAAAAGGCCUACGAUACACAAAUUACGUCACCGGUAUCACAAGAAUCUGAAAAGAUCUUGGAUGGAAAGAGCAUUCCAAAUCAUAUCCCUCCGAUGCAUUCACAAAUUCAACAUACUAAUAAAAUUCCCAAUGCUAUGCCUUCAAGACGACCAUCGACGCAGCUUCCGAAUACACAAUAUGCUAAACCUGUAGAUCCAAGACUUGUAAAUAAUUCUAAUUAUAACACAGACAAUCGGGCACUAGGACCUCCAUAUGACCAAUAUUAUAACCCAAAUCAAGAUAAUUGGGCAUCAGCGAACACACAAUCACAAAUUUCAGAUAAUCAAAAGUCUUAUUUGCAAAAUGAAGUUAACACGUACGGACCUACUGCAAGUGGUGGUCAGCAAGCACCACCAUCAGCAUACCGUCUAAACAGACAGGACGCUUUACAGGGUCAACAAGGUAUGGAUCAAAGUAGUCAACAAUAUAUAAAUCAAGGACGAAGACUUUCUUCGGCUAUCAGACAGACUCCUAAUCAAAGACCGCAACAAGAGUGGAACGCUACUCAAAUUGGUCCUAGACGACAGAGCGUUCUUGCUCAGCCAACUAACCAUCCACAAGAAACAUAUAUUGAUGGAGGACCAGCAACAUACGGACGAAAUGAGUUUCGUACCGGGAUUGUUCAUUCUGAAGGACCACUCGACCGUCAAAUGAUGGCAUCAGAUCCACAAGCUUAUCGACAACCUACAGAUCCUCAAGCUUAUAGAGAAGCACUGGAUCAACACGGAUAUAGACAAGCUCCCGAUCAACAAUUAUAUCGGCAAGCCACAGUGGACAACCAAUCUUAUAGACAAGGUCCACCCAUGGAACAAGAGAGCAACGGAAUACGUGAUCCUCGACAGACGACGACUGGACAGCGACCAACUAUCGAUUAUUUCGAUCACUAUAAAAGGCCUCCUAGUAGAGAUUCAAGUGUAGAUCGAUAUGGACGACGGUCGCGACAGCCUUCGGUAGAACCGACGACUGGCACUGGGUCACGAGCUGGCUCCGUAGCGCCGCAACCAGCACCUAUGACAACAGCGGCAUCGCGGCCUGCCUCCCGCGCUGCGACACCUGCUGGAAAUGGACAUUUAACCUCAGGUCGAGGUUCAAUAUCACGCGCAGGAUCCCGAGAACAUUCUAUACCUUUUGAGGAAUCUCUUUUACGAAAACGAACUUUGGGCCAAGAAAUAUCGCCGUCGCCGUAUCAACCAAAACGUACAGAGAGUCUAUAUGUGGCACAGAAUCCAGCACCACCGCCACCAGCCCCUAUGAUAGGAGGUGGUGGAGGAGGAGGAGGAGGAGGACGUAAGAUGCUAAGUACACCACAGACAUUGCAGCGAAAGAAGUCCUUACCGGAUGUAGCGGGUAUGCCUCGCGCCAUGGACGGUAGCGGCAUGUCCCGUGAAGAGGUAUCAGCACUGGGAUCCGCGCGCCGCGAAGAAGUGCGGCGUAUGCACGAGGAAACCGAAAAACUUCGCGCAAACCCAUUACUGUACUUAGUCAGUCCGCAAGUUAAGGACUGGUUCUCACGGCAGCAGCUGAUAAUUUUAGUGCUGUUCAUCAAUAUUUCCCUUGGCAUCAUGUUCUUCAAGCUGCUCACGUAGCGUCGGCGAGUGGCGCACGCGCGUCGCGCGCCGCCUAGAUCUUGCCAUGCAUUCGUGACAUAUUAAAUUAAUAAUAUUUACUUGUAAAUAUCUAUAAAACUUUUGAACCAAAAUAGCCAAAACUGUAAUGUGACAUUAAAAAAUGGCAGUUACCAAAUAUCCAUUUUGAGUUACUGUUUUAAAAUUAUAAUAAUAAAAAUGACUCAACUAUAUUUUAUUCGUCAAUAACUACUUCGAUUUUGCUAGUGUACCUUUAUUUGACAUUGUUGAAAAGUUUUAAUAAUUUUGCAGUGCAUUACAUUCUCGAAUUCAAAUAAAUUAUUUCAACUUCUAAGUGCGUGUGCGAUUAUUUGUGACUACUAUGGGUCAAAACUUCGAGUGUAAGGAGCACGAGUUGUUUUAAUAACCUGCAUAUUGUAGGUUUGUGUCUUCUAUGAUGAUGCUAAUGCCUUAAUGUUUCAAAUUUGAAGACUUUUGGAUAUUCCAAUUUAGGAGGUAAAACUUAAGUACUUAAAUAAUGUGUUACAUAAAUCCACAUGGCUUUCGUAAUUCUGUUACACGGAGAUUUUGACAUACAUAUAAAUAUAAAUCGAUUUGUCGAUUGCAUUAAUAGUACUAUUUGCCUUUUAAAUUUAGUGGUAGGUAAAUGAAAGUAUGUAAAAAUACUUGUGAAUAGCUAUUUUCAAAAAUAUUAUUAUAAUUGAACAGUAUAUAUUAAUGCAAAUUUUAAAGCACUUGUACAAUAUUUCAUGCGGAAGUCAUUCUCCAUCCAAUCAGCAAGCGCUACUUACCCUGGUGUGAUAUUAAAAGCACAAACUAUGAUAGGGUAAUAAAGAGUAUUUUAAACAUGUAAAUAAGUAGCGACUAAAUUUAUGAAUCUUUAUGAAAAUUAAUAAUCUAUUUGUACUUACAGUAAUGUAGAUACGUGCAUCUACGUUAUUUGUUUGCUAAAUGAAAAAGUUGAAUAUUUAAAUAAUUUAUGCUUUACUAUAUUUUCCUAUACUGUAAAAUAAUAUUAUAAAUAUACCCUAAUUCAGAAAUAAAGUUUAAAUUAUCUAUUAAAUUAAAUUGUUAAAUAUUUCAAUACGUCAGCUUGUAUACAAAUUUAAACUUCGUUGUACCUAUACAUAUGGAGUCAAUUCUAUAGUAAUCGAAGUUUUUGGUAUAGAUAUACAUAUAUAUGUAUAUAUAUAUAUUAGAUAGUGCAUUAUUAUAUCUAUAUAAAGUUAUUGACCAUUUUAAAGAAUAUUGGCAUGGAAAGCGUGCGUAUGAGACUGUUGAUACGUUCUGUACAACGAAAGUUGUAGUAGAAAAGCAUUCGUUGAAUGGUUCAAAUGUUAUAUAAAGUUUGUAAGACAAUUUUCACACUUUCAUUAUAUUAUGUAAAAAAUAUAAGUUACUUAUUAUCUGUAAGAAUUUUAAUUACUUGUAUCGAUUUUAUCUACGUUUCACAAAUAAAAUAUU